AGUACAUCCAAAGUUUAUUUCAUUUUUGGGUGUACUAUCCAAUUAUGGAUGAAUCACGUAAGGUCGUUAUUUUUGUUUUACUUUUAUUUUGAUGUAUUCUUAUCAUAGGGGAAUUCAGAGAUUGGUUUCAAAUCCGCUCUUUCAGUUUCAGUAGAACAAAAAAAAACUGUGGGCUAGAAUUCGGGUCAUUGUAUUUUGGUGAACUUAACACCUCCUCUGUAACAGUGUUUAACCGCUGGUUGAGGAGGUGAUUGCAGACUCUUGCAGCUGAACACAGAUAGUGCCUGUGGUCGCCUCAGUCCUGUCAAUGCUGUAUUCAUUCUGUCUCAGAGGAGCAAGAUGGUGGCAGUACAAAAGGAUUACUGGUACUUCUUGGUACUCAUGAUGCCGCUCUGUUUUCUGAAAGACUCUGUUCAGAUGAAAGCCCCAGAAUCAACAGUCAUACUGCAGGAGGGAAUGAUAUUGGACUGCCUGUGUCCGUGGACUGGCCAGCUCACUAUGGUCUCUUGGACUAAAAAGUCUCUUUCACAACCUUUAGCUAUUUAUCACCCUCAGUAUGGCACCAACUUCGAAUCAUCUUAUGACGGUAGAGUGGAGUUUCUGAAAACCACCCAGAUGGAUGGCAGCAUUUCCAUAAGUAACGUCACCGAGGAUGACAUCGGCCAGUAUCAUUGCUCUCUGCAGACAUAUCCUCAGGGUUCAUGGACAAAAGACACAUUUGUCGAAAAUACAGCAAUCACCACCACCAUCUCUAUUCAACCGGACACUAAGUUGGUGGUGGCAGAGAACGACAACCUGACCAUUAAAUGUGACCUUGUCCACAACGGUGAGGUUUUACAAGUGAGCAUAGAGAAACUGAACAUUGAGGAGGGCAGUAGCAAUAUCAUAGCAACGUGUCAGAUGCUGAGCGAAGGAGUGGAGCUGAAUGAGUUCGACAGUAGAGGACGAGUGAACUGCAGUGAUGCUAUGGAGGUCAGUCUACACCUCACCAACAUCAUUAAAGAAGACGCAGGAUUCUACCGCUGCAACUUCAGCACAGACGCCGGCGUGCAGUCCACCACAGUCCUGCUGACCACUCUACCUGCUCAAGAUUUGCAGGGUCUUCAUUACAUGCUGUAUGUGUAUAUUGGAGGAGGGCUGGUUGCUGUCGCUCUUCUGAUGAUUUUAUUAGUGACGUGGCUGAACAGGAUGAAAAGGAAGAGAGAGGACUACAGAAUCAAACUGCACCCUGCCAAAAGACAGCGUAACCCAUAUGAUCAUGGCUGUGUCUAUGACAGGAUGAAAAAGGGGACCAAAAGUGGGGCGAGAGAUAAAGAAAUAUAUGUUAACUUUCAGAUAGUGAGGGCUCAUAAAAAACAAAAACAAAAGAGAUGAGACACCACCACUCAAUAGAGUUCGAACUGAUAAAUUGGCGUCUACGUGGAAGAACUAGCUUUGGCUGAAGAGCAGAAAUCAUAAAACACAAACCAAACAUCAGUGCCAAGAAAUGCUUUCGCACCUGAAUACUAAUGGAUGGAUCAGAGGGGAAAUUCCUAAUAAUGCAGAAGAUUAAUGGAGCUGUGCGUAUAAUUUGUCAUUUGAUGAACCACUACCACCAUCAUCGUCAUCUUCAUCAGUGCAUUAACCAUUCAAGCCUGGCCCAGAACUCACAUUUCAUGGCAUUUCAUUGCAUAAUGGUGCUGGAUGUUUGCUGCUCAUGUACACAUUGUGGAAAAAACGUCCUCUCUGCUCCUCGGUGGAGUCUGUUUGACAGGUAAUCUGCUUAAGAAGCUUUCUGGACUGUGUCAAAGCCAGAUAUAAGCCAAGCACGGUCACUCUGAACAGACACCGAAGCGACGCUUUAGCUUGAGUGACUCUAAUUAUCAAAUGAUUGGAUCUCAGAGAGCUUUUGAGUGGAUGAAUCUUCUCAGAAUCACAUCCUUGUCUCAGUUUGAGCCUGAAUGCUUUCUCUCUGCAGAAAUGGACGUACCAGCCUCACGAAUGAAAACGAGGAUACGAAGGCUUCAUUACUCAUAGGUCGAACUGACAAUGCUCAGCUUACAGGCGGAAUAGGAUUUGCAUUGUGAGGAAUAAUGACUUUAAAUGAUUCGGAUCAUUCAAGAGUUCAGAUUUGGUGUUUGAGCACAGGGCACUUAACAAGUACAGGAAGAAAAUGAAUCACAUUUUGAUGCUCCUAUUCUGUCCUUGAUCUCACAAAUCGAUCUGUAUUUGAUUAUGAAUCAAAAAUUAGGCUUGGUACUCUGAAAAGACAUGGGAUUUGGCUUCAUGAGACUGUAUUAUGCAUGAAUGAUGGUGUUCUUUAAGACUUAUAUAAAGAUAUUAACCUUUUAAA
Rhinichthys klamathensis goyatoka is the source of this 2332-nucleotide messenger RNA. It is a transcript of the gene cd226, whose product is annotated as CD226 molecule. Gene Ontology annotation, cellular component: external side of plasma membrane. The coding region runs from base 340 to 1374 and encodes 344 amino acids. The transcript is spliced from 6 exons. The record is from RefSeq and is a predicted model, not a curated record. NCBI's taxonomy places the organism in Eukaryota, Metazoa, Chordata, Actinopteri, Cypriniformes, Leuciscidae. Gene Ontology annotation, biological process: positive regulation of mast cell activation; positive regulation of T cell receptor signaling pathway; positive regulation of natural killer cell mediated cytotoxicity directed against tumor cell target.